AUGAGCAUCUUUCUUCGAUCGAUUCUUAAACAUCAUUAUUUAUUAUUAUCAUCAUCAAAACGAUUUCUUGCAUCAACAGCAUCAACAGCAUCGGAAUUAAAAUUAAGUGAUACUUGUGUUCAACGUCUUCAAGCAAUUAUAAAAGAUCAAUCACAAAAACUUCGUGUUUUUGUUGAAGGUGGUGGUUGUUCUGGUUUUCAAUAUAGAUUUACAAUUGAAGCAAAUAAUUUAAAUAAAGAAGAAGAUUUAAUAUUUGAACGUGAAGGUGUACAAGUUAUUGUUGAUAAAGAUUCAUUAGAAUUAUUAAAAGGUUCAACAAUUGAUUAUCAAGAAGAAUUAAUAAAAUCAAGUUUUCGUAUUAUUGGUAAUCCAAACGCUGAACAAGCUUCAUCAAUGGUUUCCGGUUCGAUAAGAGCAGUUAAUAAAGGUAGACGUUUAACAAAUUUUCCUUCACGUGCUGCUAUAACAUUAACUGACUCUGCUGUUCGUCGUAUUAAAGAACUUUUAAAUGCUAAACCUGAUUCUCUAGCACUUCGUAUUGGUGUUCGACAACGUGGUUGUAAUGGUUUAUCAUAUACACUUGAUUAUGCUAAAGAAAAAAAGAAAAUGGAUGAAGAAGUUAAUCAAGAUGGUAUUAAAUUAUUAAUUGAUCCGAAAGCACAAUUAACAUUGUUGGGAACAGAAAUGGAUUUCGUGAGAGAUAAAUUAUCAAGUGAAUUUAUAUUUAAUAAUCCAAAUAUAAAAGGAACUUGUGGUUGUGGUGAAUCAUUUAAUGUUUAA
Molecule: messenger RNA, 780 nt
Organism: Adineta steineri
Lineage: Eukaryota; Metazoa; Rotifera; Eurotatoria; Adinetida; Adinetidae
Source: the annotation of a GenBank genome assembly